AUGAAGCGUGACUCUAUCGUAAUUGUUGGCGGCGGCAUCAUUGGCCUCAAUGUGGCAUUAGUACUUGCUAAGAAGGGUCAUGGCCGACACACAACCAUCAUCGCCGAGCAUCUGCCAGGUGACACGUCGAUAAACUACACUUCACCAUGGGCCGGUGCCAAUUUCUCUGCUAUAUCUGCAAGUGAUGAGAAUGCCUUGCGUUGGGACAAGCUUGGAUACGCACAUCUACUUGACCUUGCAGCCAAGGAUGGCCAGAACGCAUUUGUGAAAGAGACACCCUCGGUUGAGUAUUGGGAUGAUAUGCCCUCAGCUGCAAAGAUUGAUUCAAUGGCUGGGUAUCUGAAAGAUUUCAAAAAGAUCCCCACGCAAGAGUUGCCCACGGGGGUUGCGUUCGGGAUUAACUUUACGACAGUAACCAUUACUGCACCAUUGCAUAUCCAAUACCUCCUCAAAAAGCUUACUGAAGAGUAUGGUGUACGAGUUAUUCGCGGCAAAGUACCUGCGAUAUCAUCGGCAUUCCUCGGUCCAGACACCAAGGUUGUUUUCAACUGUACUGGAAAUGCCGCGAAGCACCUCGAAGGAGUCAAAGACUCCAAGUGCUUCCCAACUCGGGGGCAGAUCUUACUUUCACAUGCCCCGCACGUUCAGCAGAAUACCAUGAGACAUGGUAAAGACUACGAAACAUACGUGAUACCCCGACCCUACUCGAAUGGCAAGGUAAUUUUGGGUGGAUUCAUGCAAAAGGGAGUCAGCACUGCCGAUACCUUCAGGGAAGAGACGGAGUCGAUCUUGAACCGGACAAAAGAAAUGCUGCCGACUCUGGACUCACCAAACACUGAGAUAUUGACUGCGUUCUCUGGCUUACGUCCAUCUCGUGAGGGAGGUGCUCGUGUUUCUAGGGAAGAGAUAUCAUUGAAAGGGACAGGUCGUCAAGGAACAAUUGUACACAACUAUGGCGCUGGUGGAACGGGAUUCCAAGCAGGAUAUGGAAUGGCUGUGGAAGCGGUCAAUACUGUGACACAAGAGCUGCAAGGUCUUGUCCACUCCUCUAACCUCUGA
Penicillium salamii is the source of this 1059-nucleotide messenger RNA. The record is from the annotation of a GenBank genome assembly. Lineage: Eukaryota; Fungi; Ascomycota; Eurotiomycetes; Eurotiales; Aspergillaceae.